Molecule: messenger RNA, 654 nt
Organism: Babesia sp. Xinjiang
Lineage: Eukaryota; Apicomplexa; Aconoidasida; Piroplasmida; Babesiidae
Exons: 2
Coding region: 1-654 (217 amino acids)
Source: RefSeq, a predicted model, not a curated record
AUGUUCAAAUUUAAGAGCGAAGCACAUCGCACUAUGUUUCUACGCAUGGUUGCAUUGCAGAUACGUUGCAACCUGCUCAGAAGAUUCGGUGGAGUACGACAACAAGAGUGUAGACUAUUACGAACAAAAUCAGCACGACAACUAUUAUUACACUGGGCAGAGGAUAUAGUCGACAGAUUACCAAACGAGGCACCCGCACAGGCGGCUUUUGUAGCAAGAGAGUCAUACAAAGUACCACAAAAUGUUUUGCGUCAGGACAAUGUACAAACUAUACUUAGAAAUGAUGUCAGUAUACGCUGGCUAGUGGCACGUCUAGAAGAUGGAUCUGCCCUAGUACCAAAACCGUACUUUCCAUCACUACUCAGAUAUAACAUGAUGCAAUUCCCAUUCGCACCAUAUGAUAUAGAUAAAGCAAGACAUCUAUAUGGACUUCUCAAAUUCCCAUUCUAUCAACUCACAGCAGAUGUUAACAGGUCGCCAGCAGAAAAAUUUAAAGGACUCAAACAACCACUCAUGCCUAAUGAAUGCAAAGUACCUGGUAAACACAAUAUCGCAUCAGAAGCUAUAUAUCAAGAUGGAGGAACACUAGCAACAAAAGACUAUAUAUAUGCACCAAGCGAAUUAGAAACCGGACUCUCCGGAAAAGUCAUAUAA